Malassezia restricta is the source of this 471-nucleotide messenger RNA. RefSeq lists its product as uncharacterized. The transcript is spliced from 4 exons. NCBI's taxonomy places the organism in Eukaryota, Fungi, Basidiomycota, Malasseziomycetes, Malasseziales, Malasseziaceae. The coding region runs from base 1 to 471 and encodes 156 amino acids. The record is from RefSeq and is a predicted model, not a curated record.
AUGUCUGUCAAUCCUGUAUUGCUGCUUGUGAGCCAGGCAGACACGCUGGCAAAUGAAUUCCGAUCGGCCUAUGAACACACUCUGCCCGCCAUUGAUGCCCUGGAGCAACUACCGUACAACGAGGCACACGUCGAAGCUUGUAUGGACGUCCUUCGACAGGGUCUCGCAUCUAUGGAGCAGAGCACGUCAAAAAUGAUGAACAUGCUCUAUGAGGUGGACGUGUAUAUGACGCCAUCUUCUGUCCAAAACGCGGCUGGUUUCAACCCGCAAGAAGCACUUACUCACGUCUCGGACUUGUUUCAUAGUUAUCAAGCAGAACUUUUGGCCAAGCGAGAGACAUUGGCGGACUAUACGUGCGAAGACAUAUCUCUACCAGAAUUUACCACACAAUGGCGCACGCUUGAAGCUGUGCAACAAGGACAGCAGCAAGGCAUGGAUGACCUGGCUGACUUGCUGGCCAAGUUUGGCUAA